AUGACCUCUCCUCCGACCUCUCCUCAUUAUGCCUACUAUGCCACGCAGUUCGCCAGUCCCUACGCAUCCCCGCGCGGCCCGUCGAAGCGUCACAACCGCAAAGCCAGCUACGCCGGUCCCAAAGACACGGGAGGGUGGCAUCCGGGAUAUGGUCCAGGUUUCUACGAGGCGAUGCCCGAAUAUGGCACUCCGCCACGCAAGCACGAGCCUGUAAGUGCUUCUUUUGGUGGCUAUCAUCGUCGUCGUAGCACCAUGUCCGGUGCCCCGGCAGAUCCCUGGGACAACGCUGGCCCUUCCCCGUCCCCGUCGCCCUCGUCGCGAAGGAAAUCCGUCUACGUGGAUGUGGUUGACGAUGUAGUCGAGGAUGCGCCGCGAUACGUUUUCCGCGAGGAACCCACCAGCAAACCUCGACGAUACCCGUCUACGCCUCAGCGCAAGCCAAAGCCACCCACUGAUCAAUAUUUUUACUACACCCAGGUCCCUCCUUCCUAUGAUGAUGCCGAUUCUCCCAAGCGGUCUCGUGCGCGCCGUCAGUCUACUUCCACGCGGACCCCACCCAAGCCCAAGCCCGCCCCGCCGUCCAGCAAGCCCACCCCCAAGGCGACCGAAGAAGACGCCGCUCGAGCCGGCAUCCCCCCGGGCUAUUCGAUCAAGAACUGGGACCCCACCGAGAUGCCGAUCGUCCUUCUGGGAAGUGUCUUCGACGCCAGCUCGCUCGGCAAGUGGAUUUACGACUGGACGGUUUUUCACCAUGGCGCUUCUACUCCGAUGGCUGACGUGGCGGGUGACCUGUGGCUGUUGCUGAUCAAGCUGGCGGGCAAGGUGAAGCGGGCCGAUGAGUGUGUGGAUCGCAUUCGUCGCCCGGAAGCGCAGGAAGUCGUGGAGGACUUCCUGGAGAGUGGUGAGCGGCUUUGGAGUCGCUUUAAGAAGUUACUGAGAACCUGUGAACAGUUUAUGUGGAAAGCAGCCAAGCGUGAAGGCGGCAAGGGCUCUGUGUCGAUGGGCCGCAACGCCGGAUGUGAAUUUGUCGAAUCGAUUUUCGGACGCGACCGCGAACUGGAAAACACGGAGAAGUUGAUGAACAGCAUCCGUCUAUGGAACAUGCGCUUUGACGCCAACUGCGAGGACAUACUCCGACGACCGACCGCGAUAUAG
Molecule: messenger RNA, 1155 nt
Organism: Aspergillus affinis
Lineage: Eukaryota; Fungi; Ascomycota; Eurotiomycetes; Eurotiales; Aspergillaceae
Exons: 1
Coding region: 1-1155 (384 amino acids)
Source: RefSeq, a predicted model, not a curated record